This is a messenger RNA of Aspergillus vadensis CBS 113365, 474 nucleotides long. RefSeq lists its product as uncharacterized. The coding region runs from base 58 to 345 and encodes 95 amino acids. NCBI's taxonomy places the organism in Eukaryota, Fungi, Ascomycota, Eurotiomycetes, Eurotiales, Aspergillaceae. The transcript has a single exon. The record is from RefSeq and is a predicted model, not a curated record.
UGACGAUGGAUUUAACCAAGCCUAAAGAGGGAAACCCAUCGUUCCUGCCAAGUGAGUAUGACAAAAACGCCCUGCCGCUUUUUCUCUCUUUUCUUUUCUUCCUAUUUGGUCUUGUCUGACUGUUUAUUUUAUUUUAUCUUAUUUUCUUUCCUUACCGGAUCAUUUAAAUUGAAUUGGAAAAUCCUGAUCGGGAAAGAGAUGACAGGAAUGGAUCCAUUCCACUUUCUGAUUCCCACUUUUUGUAAAGACACACUGGAUGCGUCGGUUAGCCUCGCUGGGGAGAGCGGAUUCACGGUUCCGUCUCCAUCUGACCUGGUGGAAGUCAAAGUAGUAGUAGUCUACUAAGUCUAACAUAGCCAUGGUAGCAGGGCUAGUCCUGAGUGGUUGCUUGCUCUGAUCACCCUACAAACUGAUCAUCAAACUGCAGUGCACUGGCUCUCUCGCUUACCUGCCUUAGGUACAAUUUUUUUCCCU